Acanthocheilonema viteae is the source of this 900-nucleotide messenger RNA. Lineage: Eukaryota; Metazoa; Nematoda; Chromadorea; Rhabditida; Onchocercidae. The record is from the annotation of a GenBank genome assembly.
AUGUCGGGGGAAAUAUUUUUUGACUUCGGUGUGAAACCUGUCAAGAAACGGAAAAGUCAAGUUCGUGAAAGUCAGCCGGGAUCAACGGAAAAUAAAGAAGCGGAUAAAAAUUCGACAGAGGUCAGAGGUGAAAGGAAAAAACAUCACAUUUGGAAACGUACUGACUAUGCAAAAGCUAAUGCUGCAGAUAUAAUGAGCUUUUACGGCGGUGGUAAACAAAAUGAAAUUGAGCAACCAACAACUCGAAUGAAACUUCGCUUAUGUAUGUUAGAAGUUGAAAUUUUAAUUGAUGCUAACUUUAUCAGUAGCAAAAGUUCGGAGAGGAAGGAGAAAAAAGCUGAAAAGGAUGAGGAAGAAUUGAUCAGUUUAUUGAGUGAAAAAGAUACAAGUGAGAAAGACGAGAAGGAACGGAAAAAGCGGAAGAAAAGGAAAAAGAAACGCUUGGAUGAGCCAGCAGAUGACCUCGAGAUAGAUAAAAAGCGUCGACAAUGGUCGAGAGCGAAGAAACGUCGAUCAUUCAGGCACGAAGAUUCCGAAGAUAAAACGGAUGAUGAAGAAGGUACUGGAUUGGGUGAAGAAGCAAUGAAUGUUUCGGCACCUGCAACCGAAUCGUUAUCCCAAUCACCUUCACCUUCACUUCUCGAGGAAAACACGAAAACAGCACUAUGUGCGCCAUCAAUGGAAUCAAUGAUGCCAGAAGAUGCUGAUGAUGUGGGUGAUGAAAAGCCACCGGUAAAUUAUAAAGCCAUGUAUGGGGAAGCAUCGGAAUCGAAGUACAUCGAUAUGAUGGAGUUGUCUGUUGAACUACGAUAUUGGAUUGUACUUGCUUUAUUCAUAUGUUUACUCAUCAUUUAUCGUAGUUUCUUGCCUCCUCUUCAAUGUGACACGAAAUUUCAAUGA